This is a messenger RNA of Nannochloropsis gaditana CCMP526, 890 nucleotides long. RefSeq names its product lung cancer oncogene 5. The transcript has a single exon. The record is from RefSeq and is a predicted model, not a curated record. Bases 521 to 817 code for a protein of 98 amino acids.
UGCAGUCCUUUAUCUCUUUUAUUCCUUCUAUUUGUUUCGCGGGUCAUAAGUCAACUUCUUGAAACCAAAGCGGGGUGCAAUGCCUACCGCCUCGGAUGCAACAUGAUGCACGCCUCUCACCCCUCUCUGCCGUCCACAUCCAAGCACGGGCUCGUCCCGCCCAUGCCUUUCCCAUUAAUCUAGACGGGUUUCCGAUAACAAGCUAGCAAUGUUCUUACUCCGACUGUCCUCGGUUCCAUUUUCUUUCCGGGAUGAGCACACUUUAAAUAAAGCCCAACUAUCUUCCCCGAGCGGUCGCCUCGUAGACCCGUUGCCGCAAAAUGGCCUGCUGUGCCCUCCUUUUGUACAUUAAAACGAUUCCAUCUGACAUAAUUCAAACGACUUUUUUAAUCUGAGCCUAUCGUACACGCAAAUUAUCAGGUGAAUUCGCCUUAUUGGUUUGUUGCUCCCAUGUAAAAAUUCCUGACUAGCCUGACUUGAACAGGAGAAUAGCCACUUGCCCCAGGUAGAAAUAUAUGAAAUGUUUUGUCUCAUGUGUCACGUAGGAUCCGAAAUUUCUGCCCACGAUGCAAUGCCAUGUCGGGUUAUAUUUCUUGUCAAACUCCUUUUUGACGUACGCUGCGAUGUCCUUCUCGAUGUUAAAUUGAUCCAAAGCCUGCGACGCACAAUCUACCGCAUCUUGUUGCAUAUCUUCCGACAUAUCGGCAUUCUUGAUGACUGCUUUGCGUUCAGCCAUGGCUUCUUAAGGGAACGUUUCGAGCACUCAAACACAAGAGGGAGGAGGAACCAGCCGGAGAAAAAGGGUGCAGCAAGCUAGUAGGCCUGUGUCCACGUUCUGCAGUUGUCAAAACGCACGUCUUUACGGCCAAAAGGGAUCUACGUAUGUACCU